AUGUAUGUUUUAUUAUACUUCAUAAUAGGAAUAUUAUGGGGAUGUACUAAUGCAUUUAUGAAAAAAGGAUGUAUAUAUAAAUCAAAUGAUGAAAAUAUAAAGAAAGAAAAUAUUCUUUCAAUAUUUACAAAUUAUUAUAUUAUAGUACCCUAUAUAUUAAAUCAAAUAGGUUCUUUAUUUUAUUAUUAUUUAUUAAGUAUAUGUGAUAUAUCUUUAGUAAUGCCACUAUGUAACACCUGUUCCUUUUUUUUUACAUAUAUUACUGAACUUGUAAUUUUUAAAAAAGCAUUAACUUUUAAUUCUCUUAUGGGAUUCAUGCUAAUAUCCAUGGGAAUCUUUAUAUGUCUAAACUGUUGA
Plasmodium adleri (nom. inval.) is the source of this 357-nucleotide messenger RNA. Its product is annotated as conserved protein, unknown function. The transcript has a single exon. Bases 1 to 357 code for a protein of 118 amino acids. NCBI's taxonomy places the organism in Eukaryota, Apicomplexa, Aconoidasida, Haemosporida, Plasmodiidae. The record is from RefSeq and is a predicted model, not a curated record.